Molecule: messenger RNA, 1327 nt
Organism: Dacryopinax primogenitus
Lineage: Eukaryota; Fungi; Basidiomycota; Dacrymycetes; Dacrymycetales; Dacrymycetaceae
Product: Rpt3-PA
Exons: 8
Coding region: 44-1285 (413 amino acids)
Biological process (GO): proteasome-mediated ubiquitin-dependent protein catabolic process
Cellular component (GO): proteasome regulatory particle, base subcomplex
Molecular function (GO): ATP hydrolysis activity; ATP binding; proteasome-activating activity
Source: RefSeq, a predicted model, not a curated record
GGGACAGCACUUCAACACUUGACUGCAUUAGUUGGACUUCAAGAUGGAUGAGAUUGGGAUUGAGAUAACAAAAGAGGAACCGACUUUCGAGUCGGUCGUCACCGAGAAGUCGCAAUUCUACGAGGAAAUGCAGCGAGAGGAGGACUAUUAUAUCAAGUACAAGAAGCUGGCACGACACCUUGAGAUGCUUGAGAUUCAAGAGAGCUAUAUUAAGGAUGAACAGGCGAAUCUGAAGCGCGAGCUUAUCCGGGCGCAAGAGGAGGUCAAGCGCAUACAGUCGGUCCCGCUUGUUAUCGGCCAGUUCCUAGAGCCUAUCGACCAGAACACCGGUAUCGUAGGCUCGACCACUGGAUCGAACUAUGUUGUCCGUAUCCUGUCGACACUUGACCGCGAACUCCUCAAGCCUUCAUCCUCUGUUGCUCUACAUCGCCAUUCCAACGCCCUCGUUGAUAUUCUUCCGCCAGAGGCAGAUUCGUCAAUUUCGAUGCUGUCGGCGGACGAGAAGCCAGAUGUUACCUAUCAAGAUGUCGGAGGCAUGGAUACACAAAAGCAGGAGAUUAGGGAGGCUGUAGAGCUGCCGUUAACACAGUUCGAUCUUUACAAGAAGAUCGGAAUUGACCCGCCCAGAGGUGUACUAUUAUACGGUCCUCCAGGUACUGGCAAGACUAUGCUAGUCAAGGCUGUAGCGCACCACACCACAGCAUCCUUCAUCCGUGUUGUUGGGUCUGAGUUCGUCCAAAAAUACCUUGGUGAAGGCCCGCGCAUGGUCCGCGACGUGUUCCGGCUUGCGCGCGAAAACGCACCAUCAAUCAUCUUCAUUGACGAGAUUGACGCCAUUGCGACCAAGCGAUUCGAUGCGCAAACAGGUGCUGAUCGUGAGGUACAGCGUAUUCUGCUGGAGCUGCUGAAUCAGAUGGAUGGUUUCGACCAAGGAAGUAAUGUCAAGGUCAUCAUGGCCACUAACCGUGCGGAUACCCUCGACCCCGCAUUGCUACGCCCAGGUCGGUUAGACCGGAAGAUCGAGUUCCCUCUGCCCUCAAGGAGAGAGAAACGGUUGAUCUUCCAAACUGUUACGAGCAAGAUGAAUCUGGGUCCAGAUGUGGAUCUGGAGGAUUAUGUAUCCCGUCCCGACAAGAUCUCCUCUGCAGAGAUUGCUGCUAUCUGCCAAGCAGCCGGCUUGCAAGCUGUGCGGAAGAAUCGUUAUGUAAUCUUACCGGGAGACUUUGAGGAAGCCUGGAAGGGAACGAUCAAACGUGGAGACGAGACGUUGGAGUUCUAUCGGUAGACGUGGUUACCUCUGUAACUAUACAUAUUCAGCGCAUAUAUC